Molecule: messenger RNA, 4031 nt
Organism: Antechinus flavipes (yellow-footed antechinus)
Lineage: Eukaryota; Metazoa; Chordata; Mammalia; Dasyuromorphia; Dasyuridae
Gene: P2RY8
Product: P2Y receptor family member 8
Exons: 1
Coding region: 226-1302 (358 amino acids)
Biological process (GO): phospholipase C-activating G protein-coupled receptor signaling pathway; positive regulation of Rho protein signal transduction
Cellular component (GO): membrane
Molecular function (GO): G protein-coupled receptor activity
Source: RefSeq, a predicted model, not a curated record
ACUUCACAGGGCUAUUGUGAGGAUAAAGUGAGAUGAUACUCAGGAAGUUCUCUGUGAACUUUAAGGUGCUAUAUAAAUACUAAUAAAAAUCAAAAUAAAUCAGGAUCAAAUUCAUUCUGCAUUCUUUCAAUGUGUUUUUGAUUAUUUCUAUUUUUUUUCAGACUUUCAACUGAACAUUCAGGAUAUGAUUCUUCUGAUAUUGAGAGAUCAACAAUCUUAUGAAUUAUGAACAGCAACAUAUCUCAACCAGAUAAUGACACAAUAUUGAUGCUUGGGAAUCCAACCAUUGCUGUGGUCCUCCCAAUCGUGUAUUCACUGGUAGCCUUCAUCAGCAUCCCUGGGAAUCUUUUUUCCCUCUGGGUACUCUGCUGCCACACCAAACCCAAAUCACCUUCUGUCAUUUUUAUGAUCAACCUUUGCAUCACUGAUCUCAUGUUGGCUGUAGCUCUCCCUUUUCAGAUCUUCUAUCACUUGAACAGCAACAACUGGCCCUUUGGAAAGUUCCUCUGUAAUCUCGUGACAGUCGUCUUCUACACCAACAUGUAUUCCUCCAUACUGACCAUGACCUGCAUUAGUGUAGAGCGAUUCCUGGGGGUUGUAUACCCCUUGACAUCUACCAGGUGGAGAAGGAAGAGAUAUGCAGUUUUAGCUUGUGUAGGUAUAUGGUUUCUUUUACUGCUUGCCCUGUCCCCCUUGGCUAUCACAGACUUGACCUAUGAAGUAAAAGCCCUGGGGAUCAUCACCUGUUUUGAUGUCCUCAAGUGGAAUAUGCUGCCUAGCCUUGCAAUGUGGGGCAUUUUCCUCUUCACCUUGUUCAUUUUUCUGUUCCUUAUUCCUUUCAUUGUGACUGUAGCCUGCUAUAUUGCCACCAUCCUCAAGCUAAUCCGGACUUCUGGAAGGUAUGGAAAUGGACAGAAAAGCCGAUCCAUCUGUCUUGCUGGUAUUGUCCUCCUCGCCUUUGUCACCUGUUUUGCUCCUAACAACUUCAUUCUUUUAGUGCACAUGGUCAGCCGCCUAUAUUUCAAGAAGAGCUACUACCACAUUUAUAAGCUUACCCUCUGUCUCAGCUGCCUCAACAACUGCUUGGAUCCCUUCAUUUACUACUUUGCCUCUAAAGAGUUUCAUCAGAAAUUAAGGAAGUUCCUAGGUAAAAAUGCACUCUUCAGUGAUAGCUCAGAGACCAGAAGGGAAAGUUUAUUCUCUGCCAGGACCCUGUCAGGCCGAUCAAUGUCAAAUGGACAGGGGGAAGGGUCAACUGGAGUCAGCCGGGCCUGUUUGCAAAGGCAGGAAAGUUUGUUUUAAGGAUGGUAUGUGAGCUAAAGGGGCAAAGCUGAUGCUCUCAUGUGUGAAAAAAUUAAGGUAAAAAGCCCAUUUUUUUCAGGUCUGAAAACGGAUUGAUGUUUCCUGUGCUGGGAUUGGAGUCAGUAGACCUCCUUUUUAGAGAAGGUGGCUAAAACUUGAGCUCAAGUGGGAAUACUUCCUGUUACACCAGACACAAAAUACCCGGUGGGCUUCAAAAGGAUGGACUCUUGAAUAGAAAAAGAGGAAAAGCAAAGAAAGCAUUAUGCAAUAAUCAGUCUUGUUCUCUGAAUAGGAAGUCAGAGAUUGUACAUUUCUUAAACUGGAGAAGGAGGGAAAAAUUUUUCUUUUGCAACAGCCAUUCACACAUUUACAUUCAACUACUCUCCUACCUCUGUUUUACCUACAGAUUCUCCUUCAAUAGCAUUAUGUUCAUAGCCCUUAACAUGCCAGAUACACUCUCCACUCUUGCUCUUUUCUUAGGCAUAAGAAGGUUGAACCAGAUGACCUCCAAGAUCUUUACAACUCUGAAGCCAUGAUUAUAUGAAUUUUUGUGCUCACAUAGACAGUUUUUUUCCUUGCCAUCUGUCACUUGGAACUGUUUCCUGAUAAAAUGACUAACCAGCCACUGUGGCAUAGGAGAUAUGAACAAGUAGGCAUUUUUUCAGUGAUAAAGGCAUUAGCUAGGCACAAGCAACCCUGUGUUCCAAGUCAUGUGCAAUCAAUGUUGGGUGCUCACCAAUAGCUGACAAGCUGACCGUGUGGCCAGAUUAUCUAUAUUGUGGUUAAUUUCAGUGGUCAUGGGAGGACGUGGUUUAAGAGUUCCUUGUUUUGCAUAUUACACAUCUUCUAUGAGAAAACAAGAGAAAAACUACACUCUAAGUAGAACCUUCAAGUAUACAAUGUGGCGUCAGGUGUAUUAUCAGCAUUUAUAAAGUUGCUCUUAUAGCAGCCACUGGAUUGACAAUUUUCAGUCUUAUACUCCCGAAGGUAAAAUCAGGUUUUUUUUUUUGUUACUGGGUCUUUUGAUGUGGUUUAAGUUUUCUGACACAUGUCUUUCUACAUCCAAGUCUUCAAUCUGAUCAUUUAGCUAACUAAUAUGCAGAGAUGAACCAAUCUGACCUCACUGAAAGUGAAUAUGAUGAUAAUGGGCAAUGAAAAGGGGGAAAGGGAGGGGAUAAUAACCUAAGAGUAAAUGAGAAAAAGGGAAAUGUUUAUCUCUGCUUGCAAAGCUCUAAAGUUAGGGGUAUACUAGUAAUAAGACCUACAUAUUCUAAAAUGGUAACACAAAAUAAAGGGCAUAAAAAGAGAAAAAAAAAUAGUGGAGAGGGAGAUGGAUUAGAUCUUUGAGUUCAUUUGUUAUAGAACUCUUAAUAAGUAAACUCACGUCUUUCCCCCAAUCUAGAGAUUUUUCUACAGCAGGAGGAGAAGAAGAAAAAGUGAGAACAGAGCUAUAAUACUUGGGGGAAAGGAAAUUGUACUGGUAGUGAGAAAAAUCUGGAUUCUAGUCCCAAUUAUAUCACUGGUUUACUAUAUAAUUUUGGAGAAGUCACACAAGGCCAUGUCCAGUCAUCUUGAUUUAUAUAUGGCCACCGGACUCAGAUGAUUCUGAAGGAUAAAGUGAGGCAAGUCAGUUUGCGCAACCUCACUUAAAUCUUUUUUUUUUUUUUUAACCUCACUUAAAUCUAAUUCACUUGGAUGUCAUGACAUCAUCUCCCUGAUGUCAUGGUCUUCAAGAACAGAAGACAAAUAACAACAAACAGCCAUAAUCUUCCAAUUGUAUCAUCUCUCUAAUGCCCUUGUGGUUCCUUUUGUCAUUACUGCAUUGAAACUGAUAUAGUUGAAUUGCUCUAAGCUCCUAACAUCUCUGUGUUGUUCAGGAUCAACAAGGCAACCAAAAUCAGGAUCAAUGAACUUGUCCCUGCUGUUGCAAUUCUCAGUUUAUACCUUUGAGGAUGAAAGGAGAGCAAAAUGUAAUAUUUUGGUAUCCAAGAGGAUGUACUGAUGAUUUUGCCUAGCAGGAUAGAAUUUUACCAAAUCUCUAAGCAAAAGAAGUCUUCACCUAGUUUGCAAGUCACAGAAGAAAAAUAGGUGGGCUGUGCAAACAAAAAGCAUGCCAGGUGUGUGUGCUUGAAGAAGGGACUAGUGAGGAGAAGAGGAAGCAUACCUAUCCAACCAGAAAAAAACUGGGUAAAAUAGAUGCCAUCUGCUCUGCAACACAAAAUACAAUUGGACAAAUCUUAUUAUAGCCUGAUCUCUAUAGAGUGGCUCUGGGGACAGAAGAAAAGGUUUUCUAUUUUGCAUCCUGUUCCUUUAUUUGAAAUGCAAAUGUUAACCCUGUGUUAUUGUCUAUACCAGACAUUCAUUCUGUUUGUUUUGGGUGUCCAUGCUGGAAGGCCUAGUGUAGGAUAGUUAAGUUUAAAAGAUAAGUUUUAAAAAAUUUAGAACCAAGAUGGGCAAAAAGGGGUAAAGAGGAGUAGAGAGACUGGGCAUUUCUAAAUGAACUCUCAUGAUCAGCCAUAGAAAACCUGUUUGUUUGGCCAGAAUUGACCCUUGAAGAAAUUAUGCUUUGUGUCAAAUCGUUUUGCUGAAUAGGAGCUCUACCCUACAAGAGUCCAGAGUUCAUUUAUAAUUCAAGGGGUGGUUGAGAAAUACAGAUGUUCUGCUCUGGACUCUGCUUUCAACAAUGUAUUAUAUAUCUACCAUCCCAAUGAAGGAUAGAUAAAUAUAAA